AUGGCAGAUUCUUGGGAGGACUGGGAGACAGAGGAGCCUGUAGUUCCAGGCAUCCCUGCGGCCCCCCAGGCGGAGGCAAGCAAGUCCAAGUUUGUGGGCGAGGACGAGGGCGAGGAGGAGGACCCCAAAUGGAAGGCCAACGUGCCGGCCCCGCAGCAGGCCAAGGACAAGAAGGGGGUCAGCAAGUACGACGAGAGCAAGGGGGCGCAGCAGCGGGGCGGCGACGACACGCCGCUGGACGACCCGAUUGCCGAGAAGCUGCGGCAGCAGCGGCUCAUAGAGGAGGCAGACUAUCAGGCCACCAUCGAGCUGUUUGGCAAGGGGCGCGACCUGGAGGACUUCAUCCCCAAGUCAGCCAAGGACUUUGAGGAGUUUGGGAAGCUGGUGGCGGGCAAGCACAUGCUGCCUCACGCCAAGGCGGGGCACUACAAGGCCGCCGUCAAGUCCCUGCUCAAGGUCGCGCUCCAGAUGAUGAGCGCGCAGGAGGUCAAGGAUGUCGAGACGUGUGUGGCGGGCAUCCGCGCCGAGAAGCUCAAGGAGGAGAAGGCGGCGCAGGGAGGAAAGAAGACGACCAAGAAGGCGACGCUCAAUGUGGGGCGCAGCGGCGGCGCGGCAGGCUUGGAUGACUAUGUGUUUGACGACGCCGGCGACGGCGAUGACUUUGACUUUAUGUGA
Molecule: messenger RNA, 675 nt
Organism: Chlorella variabilis
Lineage: Eukaryota; Viridiplantae; Chlorophyta; Trebouxiophyceae; Chlorellales; Chlorellaceae
Exons: 7
Coding region: 1-675 (224 amino acids)
Cellular component (GO): cytoplasm; eukaryotic translation initiation factor 3 complex
Molecular function (GO): translation initiation factor activity
Source: RefSeq, a predicted model, not a curated record